AUGGAGGUUGAAAUAAUUUCCAAAAGCUGCAUUUCACCCUCUUCACCAACACCAUCCCACCUUAAAACCUACAAAAUCUCUCUACUCGAUCAAUUUGAACCAUCUGGCUAUUUCUCCACCAUUCUUUUCUAUCAAAGUUCCCAAGAAACUAGUAUCUCAGUGUUGUUAAAGCAAUCUUUGUCUGAAGCUUUAUCUCGAUUUUAUCCACUUGCUGGUAAAGUUAAAGACGGACUUUCCAUUGACUGUAAUGACGAAGGUUUAUUUUAUACAGAAGCUACAACUAAUAUUUCCUUAUCUCAGUGGCUCACUCAACCAGAUCUAACAUCACUCAACAAAUUGAUGCCAAAUGCAGCUUCCGAAUAUGACCUUCCUUCUGGAUCUCAUGUUGCUUUGAUUCAAGAAACCACCUUUGCAUGCGGGGGCUUUGCUAUUGGUAUACUUGUUUCUCACAUGGUGUGCGACGCAUCUAGUUUGUUCUUGUUUCUAAAAGAUUGGGCCGCUACUGCGUGUAAAUCAGCUGCCAAACGUCCUUAUUUGGAAGGAGAAUCCAUUUUUCCGCAAUAUACUGCAUUUCCAACACAGGCGAGUAAUGCGCAUAUAUUUGCGCCGUUUGCUAAAAAGGGCAAGCAUAUUACAAAGAGGAUUGUGUUUAAGGAAUCCGCCAUUGCUAAUCUUAAAGCAAAAGCAAGAUUGAACAAUAUUAAUAAUCCUACGCGCGUUGAGGUAUCAAUAACCACUCGGAAUAAUAUCAAUAAACCACUCGGAAUAACCCAUGUUGUGAAUUUGAGACGAAAAGGGGAGCCGCCAUUGCCAGAAUGUUUAGUGGGGAACUGUGUAAGUAUUGCUGGUGCAGUAUUCACUGCAGAGGAGGAGUUGAAUGAAUUAGUGACUGGACUAAGGGAAGCAAUAAGAAAAGUGGGUAAUGAUUUUUUGAAGAAGAUAAAAAGUAAGGAAGAUGGAUUCCUCGAGUAUUAUGAUGCGAUGAAAGAGAUUGGGGAUUUAUUUACUACUCCGGAAUCUGAUAGCGCAGUGGAGUUAGCUGGGUUUAGUAGUUGGUGUAACUUUGGUGCAUACGACAUUGAGUUUGGAAGGGGAAAGCCAAUAUGGGCAGCCUGUGCUGUGCCAUAUGUGGAAGAUUCAGAUAAUCCACAUUUCAAUAUGAUCAUUUUAAUGGAUACAAGAACAUAUAAAGGAGUUGAAGCGUGGGUGUCUAUGAACGAAGAUGAUCUUGAUUUCUUGGAGAAAGACGAAGAGCUUCUUCAAUAUGCUUCCGUUGAUCCAUCUCCAAUUUAUAAUUAA
Molecule: messenger RNA, 1299 nt
Organism: Jatropha curcas
Lineage: Eukaryota; Viridiplantae; Streptophyta; Magnoliopsida; Malpighiales; Euphorbiaceae
Source: RefSeq, a predicted model, not a curated record